GGUCGAGUUGUAAAAAAACAAACCAUUCAAAAGUCAUAGUCAUUUAUACAAACGACGGUCAAACGCGUGAAGUAUCUGUUGCCCAGGCACACGUGUUUCCCAUCACGAUAAAGAGCAAACAAUCAAAAAAUAGACUUGCAGGUACGCCCACGUACGAGAGGAUUUUCAUAUCUGAUUUCCUUUCUAAGGUUCACAGGUAACUGGUGUUAUUCUUCUUGGCUUUCUUUCCAUUUUGUUUUCUGUGACGCUUACGCCACGGACAAUAGAAAAAGCAAAGCUAAGUCAUCGUAGUUACAAAAAGAGUUCUACGUUGUUCUGCUUUUGCAGCGAACUCUUACGUUUCAGUUCUCUGAGUUUAACCUUUAAAACAAGACGGAAGGCCCAGCUCUUGCUCUUUGGUUUGAAAUUAUUUCGCGAGGUGCGCCGCAUCGCGAACAUUCGUAGCGUGGUCCUGCGUGCCUGAAAGGCUGCCGCAUUCCUGUACCUUUUCUUCUUUCCUCUACGUUCAUUUUUGGUUCUUUUCCUCUUUCUUUUUCUUCAACGACGUUGGUCAAAAAACACACAAAAGAUUUCGUUGUAUUUUUCUCCCUUUUCGUUUUGAAAGAAAACACAAAUUCAGCUGCGUGGGCUUUUUUUUUCGUUUUCUGUCUUCCUGUUUCUCUUCAACAUCCUUUCGAAAUCAAAAAUACAUACACAUCAAAAUUUUCUCUCUUUCUCUUGUUGUUGCUUCACAAGGAACAAAUCCCAAAGAGGUCUAUUUCCCUGCUUCUUAUAAAGCAAGGACCAAACAUGUCCAACGUGCUUCUCGGAGCGUCGCGUGUGUUCGCGACAACGGACGGCGCGGAUAAGUUUAUCAAACUUGUCAUCGGCUUCUUGACAGUUGAGAGCACGAGGGAUGUUGCAGCGAAGGCGCAUUGCGCCAACGCCGCACAGCAUCUGGCGGAGGCGCGCUCCUUUAUGCGCGUUGGACGUGUGUUCAACCUCGUCCUCAAGCUGCUAUCGCUGCGUGACCUCUUUGCCGCACAGGGCUUCAAAUACACUGAAAACAAGAAGUUUGUGGAGUUCGUUAAGACGAUCUUUGAUCUUCUCUUCGCCGUGUGCGAUCACGUGGUGGUGCUCGCGCGCGAAGGUUUUGUCUCGGCUUCGGUUGGCGUUGCGCGGCUGGCGCGUUCAACGCGAGUGGUGCAGGUGCUCUGCCACGUCCUCGGUGUUGUGCACAACCUGCUCGACCUCCGCGACGCCGCACGGCGGCUGGUCUACGACCCACCAGCGGCGGAGCGAGCCUGCAAGAUUGCUGGCAUCAGCGCGCUGCGCGACGUUGCGGACGCGUUGGUGGCGGUAUCGUUCUUGGGACAUGCACACAACGGGUGGAUGCUUAGUGUGCGCAGCGAGGGCGUCCUCACGUUCUUCUCCGGCGCGCUCUCCACGUACCUCUGCUGGAAGUACAGUUAG
Molecule: messenger RNA, 1452 nt
Organism: Leptomonas pyrrhocoris
Lineage: Eukaryota; Euglenozoa; Kinetoplastea; Trypanosomatida; Trypanosomatidae
Product: glycosomal membrane protein-like protein
Exons: 1
Coding region: 790-1452 (220 amino acids)
Biological process (GO): peroxisome fission
Cellular component (GO): peroxisomal membrane
Source: RefSeq, a predicted model, not a curated record